AAAACAAUGAGCAACAUAUCUCGGCAGAGCCACUAAUACCACCCAUUCAUCCAAUCUAUCUUCGCAUUAUAAUGGGAAAACAGUUCAUUACUACGCAGGCGCCUGGCGGCGCGCACAAGUCCGACGUGCUCGGAAUAGCGCUCACCCAAAAGCACACCUUCUCGGUCUCAUCCGACGGGUACUUGAAGGCCUGGGCCAACAACAUCAACGAAACGGCAAAUCCAAUGGAAAAUGUGCAGGCGUACUUUGUGGACGCACUUGGAUUACACCAUGUAGCGGUUUACGAGAACAUUAUCCAGGGCGAGACGAUUUGUUUGGUGGCGGUGGUGGCGUUCAGCGGCCAGUGCUACUUUUACAAAUCCACGGGCGGUACGUUUUCGCCAGUAGAUUUGCUCGGAAAAUCUGGAAACUUCUGGGCACCGUAUUUUUUCAAAGACCCCCAUGGUAAGCAGGACGUGUUUGGUCUUACGUGCUCGAACGGCGCUACCAACUUGUACCACUUGGUCAUCGAGACGCCAGAGAUCACACACGGCAGUGCGAGCGCCAUCGUGCUGUCUACCGUCUCGUUGGAUCAGUACGGGACGAUCCUGGCAGGAAUUCCGCCGUCUUUCCCCACGUGCUUAGCCAUCACCUCUGACUUAGUUGCGGUGGGCUACCAAUCCGGUUUGGUCACCAUGAACAGCAGCGACACCCUCAAGCCCAUCUACAGCUUUACCGCGCCGAGCCAGGCGUCCACCGUGAGGUCACUCAAGUUCCAGCCCAGCUUCGAACAUGAGAGCAAAGUCUUGGCUGUGGCUAGAGAUGCCACCUCUGCUGGUACCAUAACGUUAUACGACACCAAAUACGGUGAGAUUGUGGGGACAUUGACACAGCCGACCCACAGCACCUCACUGACCAUUGCAGCUGUCGCACACGAUGGCUGGAUCUUUGAGAUUGAUUUUAACGAGGAUGGUAGCUUCCUUGCCAGUGGUGGCUUUGACGCCAAGGUGCGUGUCUGGAACAUGGAGUCCCGUGAAAGAGAGGCCACGUUGGUUUUAUCACCGAGCGAUCUUGACUACACCGAGGCAAUUGAGGCCGACGAAAGUGACCGUAGUGCCGUUAGCUGUGUCAAAUUCAUCGGCAAGGGCGUUCGGGGUGGUAUUUUAGGCGGCGACAGUAACGAGGGAUUGGUUGCAGGGUCGUUUGACAAGGGAAUUAGGUGGUUUAGAGAAGCCGGUGGGGUGUAAGUAGCGUUAGUGUGUAUUAAGAUUCCUUGGAUGUAUGUUAGGCGAAAACGGUAAGGGUCGGCCUGGUACUAAAGCAGGUUGGUGCUGCUACAGGUCUAGACCCUGAAUAAAAACAAUUGGUCAUUUUAUGAACCUUCUGUGGGUGACGAUUAGCUCUAAACAACAGAAUACUGACGCAACUCCAGUUGCAAAUAUAAAUUUUAUGUUUAGACACUCGGUCUAUAACAAUUGUGGAGCCUGUGCGAAUCCUGUUUUGUGACUAGUCCGAAAAUCGUUGUGUGCAAUGUUAAAAUCCUACACUUCAUACCGUCUGGUGCAUUUAAUAGACCGCAAGGCUAGGAUACUUGAAAUUCUCGGACUACCUCCCUUUAUAUCUCGGAGAGAGGUCAUUCUUAUACUUAGAUUCCUUAACCU
Messenger RNA from Babjeviella inositovora NRRL Y-12698, 1640 nucleotides. It is a transcript of the gene SKI8, whose product is annotated as SKI complex subunit WD repeat protein. Gene Ontology annotation, molecular function: protein binding. The coding region runs from base 72 to 1226 and encodes 384 amino acids. The transcript has a single exon. Gene Ontology annotation, cellular component: Cdc73/Paf1 complex. Lineage: Eukaryota; Fungi; Ascomycota; Pichiomycetes; Serinales. The record is from RefSeq and is a predicted model, not a curated record.